UUUAUUUUGAAAUAAUGCGCACAUGCAGCACGGAUGUGACAACUUCACUCUGACUGACACGAUUCUAAUAACUUGUUUUUAGUAAAAGUAAACAAGGAACGAAUAAUGGAAACAUGAUGACAUAAUGGACAGUGGGAAGCAAAGUCGUGCUUUACCCCCGCAAAGAAUAAGUGAAUCUUCAAAGGUGUAUCGAUGGGCAGAACAGGCUAACUAUCUCCUUCAAGGUUUGAAUGAGCAAAGGCAGCAUGGCCAGCUGUGUGACGUCGUUCUGGUUGCUGACAACCAACGGGUCCCUGCCCACCGGGCUUUGCUCGCGGUGUCCAGCCCCUACUUCCAGGCUAUGUUUACCCUGGGAAUGCGAGAGAAACACGAAGCCGAGGUCGAGCUGGUUGGAGCCUCGUACGUUGGUGUCAAAGCUGUAGUGGACUUCCUGUAUAGCGGGGAGUUACCUCUCGAUGGUGGAAACAUUGACUAUGUACUUGAGACGGCCCACAUGCUCCAAGUGUGGCAAGCGGUGGACUUCUGUUGCCAGUACAUGGAGAAAGAAGUACGUGAGGACAACUAUCUGUACCUGCAGGAGCUCGCUGUACUUUAUAGUCUGGAUAGGCUAGAUGCCUUCAUAGACCGAUUCAUUUUGGAGCAUUUUGCCACGCUGUCCAUCACACCUGAGUUUCUGCAGGAUGUACGGCUGUCCAAGCUUUGCACGUACCUGGCAGACGAGCAGGUCCAGCAUGAGAACGAGCAGGCUCUUCUAAAAGCCGCCUUGCAGUGGUUAAACCAAAGCCCCGAACGCCUCAAGUCCACCCAGCAGCUCCUCUCCAACAUUCGUUUUUCCCUCAUCGCACUCGAUGAACUCAUAGGGAGUGUAUUGCCGGCCGUAAGUUCGCUGUCGCAUCCAGACGCUUGCUGCGAGGCUUUAGUGCAGGAAGCGCAGGACUACCACAUGCGACUCAGCGCCCAACCUGUACGGCAGACGACACGUACGCGCCUCAGAGGAGGCGUGGAGCGUCUGCUGUUAGUGGGAGGGGAGGUGUCUGAACGUGGAGAGGAGUUGAGCUCUGAAGUGUGCUGGUUGGAUGAAGAAGCAGGAAAGUGGGUUGUCGAGACCGAGCUACCGGCUCAGAGGAGUCACCACUGCGUUACCGUCCUGGGGGGAUUCAUCUUUACAGCGGGUGGGAGCUCCUCACGUGACAAUGGGGGAGAUUCUGCAAGCAACUUGCUUUAUCGAUAUGAUCCCCGAAGUAACCAGUGGGUUAAGGGGGCUGCUAUGAACCAGCGGCGUGUGGAUUUCUUUUUGGGAACCAUGGGAGACUGUCUUAUAGCUGUUGGUGGACGCAAUGAGAACGGUGCUUUGUCAACCGUAGAAAUGUACCAUCCUGCAGAGGACUUCUGGACUUAUGUAGCAGGAUUGCCCAGAUUCACAUAUGGCCAUGCAGGCACCAUUCACAAAGAUAUAGUCUACAUCUCAGGAGGCCACGAUUACCAGAUCGGCCCGUACAGACGCGACAUGCUAAGUUAUGACCCGAAAACCGCGGACGCGUGGACGGAGAGACAAGCGAUGGUGUUGGCACGAGGUUGGCACUGCAUGGCAUCCCUGGAGGACAAAAUCUAUGUCAUCGGUGGCAGCGAUGACCACGAGGACAGCAUGGAACGUUUCGACGUGUUAGGAGUGGAAGCUUUCGACCCACAGACUGAUCAGUGGACCAGAAUCGCCCCUCUCUUGUACCCUAACAGCGAGUCAGGGGUAGCAGUCUUAGAUGGAAAGAUCUAUGUACUAGGAGGGUACACCUGGGAGGCCAUGGACUUUUCUGAGGGAACUCAAGUGUAUAUGCCAGACAAGGGCCAGUGGGUAUUGGGUCCGAACCUCCCGAAACACAUCGCUGGAGCCUCGGCGUGCGUGUGCCUUGUCAGACCUCAGCAAACGAACAGUAUGGAGGGUAAAACAUCAGGGCACAAAGAGAAAGACAAACAGAAUAGCAGGCAAGUGCAAGGAAGGUGA
Messenger RNA from Paramisgurnus dabryanus, 1999 nucleotides. The record is from RefSeq and is a predicted model, not a curated record. Lineage: Eukaryota; Metazoa; Chordata; Actinopteri; Cypriniformes; Cobitidae.